AUGGCUUAUAGACGUAAAAGUGGUUUUCUAUGGAAAAAAUCUGGUGGUGGAAGAGCAACACCAACAGUAAUGACAACCAUUCCAGAAGAGAUAUACUAUGAAAUCCUCUUAAGAUUACCAGUGAAAUCACUGUUAGCUUGUAAAUGUGUUUGCAAGAAUUGGUAUGCCCUAAUCUCAACUUCUAAUUUCGUUAAAUUGCACCAGAAACUUACUAUCCAGAAAAAUAACCCUAUGCUCAUGCUUAAAGUUAAUGGAAUCACUCAGUUAUACUCCAUAGAUUAUGAUUCAUUACCAUCAUCAUCAGUAUGUGAAAUUAAAGAUUAUGAUAUUGAAAUAGAUCAUCCAUUCAAGUCAUAUUAUUGUGUUGGAUUCUCGGGUUCAUGUAAUGGUAUAAUUUGCACAUGGUUGAUUGAUUGGAGUGAUGAUUGGGAUGUAUUCUGUCUUUGGAACCCAGCCACAAGAGAAUAUAAAGAAUUGCCCAAAUCACCAAUUGAAAUUAGUAUAGACAAUGUUUGCGUACAUGGUUUUGGUUAUGAUAACAAGACUGAUAAUUACAAGUUGGUAGUAGGUAGAGAAGCUAAUGGAAGCAAGGAUAGUACUCUAGUGCAAGUCUAUACUUUAGCAUCGAACUCAUGGAAAAUCGGUCAAACUGUUAAUUAUCAUUUUUUUCAUUUUCAAACAUCUGGGGUGCUUGUUAAUGGAAACCUUCAUUGGUUAGCGCCAGGUCAAAACAACUGUUUAUUACUCUCUUUGGAUAUUGCUGAUGAGAGUUUCAAAGAAAUGCAACUACCAAGACAUAUCCUGGAGAUGGAGAUGAAUAAGGAUUUGUGUAUAGGUGUGUUGCAAGAGUGCCUUUGCUUACUUGUUAGCUCAGAUGUUAAUGGUGUUAAGGCUCAUUCUGAAGUAUGGGAGAUGCUUGAUUAUGGGAUUCAGGAAUCCUGGACUAAGCGUUAUGUCAUGGCCCAUGAAAGUAUUAUCAAUGACCACAAAUAUUUUAGGCUUGUGCGGUCUUUGAAGAACGAAGAGAUUCUACUCUUGACUGGCAAUAUUCUAGUUUUGUAUGAACCAAAGCAUCGAAAGGCUAGAGAAUUAAAAAUCAACAAUUUUCUAUUCAAGAACGCCGAGACUUAUUUUGAAAGCUUAGUUUCUCUAAACUCUGGUACUUAUGUUGGUGGAGAACUUGAGAAGACGGGUGAAGAAUCAAUAGAUUGGCAAAAAUUAAGUGAUUAUGUUUUUUACUUUGUGGUAUUGGUAUUUUUACUGGCACAUAUCUAUGUACUUUUUUUUAACUGA
Molecule: messenger RNA, 1293 nt
Organism: Papaver somniferum (opium poppy)
Lineage: Eukaryota; Viridiplantae; Streptophyta; Magnoliopsida; Ranunculales; Papaveraceae
Product: F-box protein CPR1-like
Exons: 1
Coding region: 1-1293 (430 amino acids)
Molecular function (GO): protein binding
Source: RefSeq, a predicted model, not a curated record